Molecule: messenger RNA, 2227 nt
Organism: Stylophora pistillata
Lineage: Eukaryota; Metazoa; Cnidaria; Anthozoa; Scleractinia; Pocilloporidae
Source: RefSeq, a predicted model, not a curated record
GAGUACAUAGUGCAGAGGGAGUGCAGCGUGGUCGUUAGAGAUGUUUAUCAGGCUACACAGAUUUUGCCGCAGAAAACAUAGUCGCAUUAGACUUCUUUUCUUAAUAGGAAUCUUUAGUUUACUAUCUUUUGCCUUAGUUUUCCGAAAACUUUCGACUACAGAUAACGUUGCCACAGUUGAAGAAGGCAGUGCAAGACAUGUACAGGACGCCAAAAUCAUAUUAACCAAAGAGAAAGAUGGCAAUAAGAGUAUUGCUUGCAAAGUUCCCGUCCUGGAUCCAUUUCAUCCCAGCGUGGUUCAGUUUAUGAAAGAUGUUGGCAAACUUCGUUGCGAAGGAGUGAGCUUUUCGAGUUUUGACAACAAUCUCCUUCGAGUUCAAGGUCAAGGCAUCAUUUCAGCGCAGUACAGAAAGAUUUUCAGAACUUCUGGAGAUGACUUCGGCGUUGUUUUGUCGGACCCCUUACAAAUUCAAAACGAAAUAAGCGAAAAGAAAGGUGUUUUUAAUGGAAGUGCAGCAGUUGAUCACGAUUUUAUCCGAGUCGAUGUCGUCUUGUCUUCGGGAGAGACGAAAAGUGACGUACACAUGCACGUGUUUCCUAAAAAGGAAGUUCUCGAGCGGAAGCGGCAGCCUAGUGGUCUCCCAUUAAGUGUUGCAAUGAUUAUGUUUGAUUCCACCUCGACUGCCAAUUUUCGACGAAAAUUGCCAAACAGCUGGGAACACUUGACUAAGAAAUUAAACUCCAUUUUGAUGCAAGGAAGGACAAUCGUUGGGGAUGGAACCACUUCCCAGCUGGUUGCGAUGUUUACUGGUUUACCGGAGAGAGUGCAACAGGAAGCUCGAAAAAGAAUAAGUUCAUCAACAACUGUCGAUAACUGGCGGUGGGUUUUUAAGAACUUUACAGAUAAAGGUUAUGCCACUUGUUUUUCAGAAGAUACGCCACAUUCUGCAGCUUUCAAUUAUCGCUUGAAGGGUUUCCGAGAUCCUCCUACAGACCAUUUCAGCCGACCAUUCUGGUUGGAGGCGGAAAAAUUUUGGAGGAAGCAUUGUAUCAACAGCAGAGCAUCUCAUAAUGUGUCUUUUGAAUAUUUGUUGAGCUUCUUUCGCAGAUACAAGAAUCGACCAAAGUUUGUGUUCUCGUCGCACGGUGCAAUUUCUCAUCAAGACAUAAACACGAUUGGCUACGUAGAUGAAGAUCUGAAAACAUUUUUGGAAAGGUUUGAGGAAGAGUCUUUCCUUAAUAGCACUAUGCUGAUUAUUUUCGGAGACCAUGGUGCGCGGUUCUCAAAUUUACGGAAAACGCUUCAAGGUAAACUGGAAGAGAGACUUCCAUUUACGUCGAUUACUUUACCAAAAUGGUUUCAUGAAAAGUACCCAGACCUCUACAAUAAUCUCGUUCACAAUUCCCGCGCUCUUUCGUCACCCUUCGAUGUAUAUGCAACGUUACGUCAUAUUCUGUCAUACCCCCAGUAUCCAAGCGGGAUUGCCACGGGCCAGAGCCUUUUUCACCGAAUUGAAAAGGCAAAUCGUACAUGUUCAAGUGCAGGUGUGGCAGAUCAUUAUUGCCCUUGCCUUGACCUAGAAGCUGCGUCAGUUGAUGAGCAGGUGGUCAAAGAGAUAGCGGCUUCCGUGGUUAACUAUAUAAAUAACAAGACGUCGCAAACCGAUGAAUUAUUGAAACUGUGCCAGCGUUUAGAGUUAAAGGAGAUCAAAAGCGCUUUCCGGGAGAUGCCGAAGGACGCCAUGCAAAGAUUUAAAGACUCAAAGCACGCCAGAGAUGACAGGUGUGACAGCUGCGAAGCGGUGUUCGGCCAAAAGGCUGAGAACACUCUUGCCAAGGACACUUUAUAUCAGAUACAAUUAGUUACAUUUCCAAACAAAGGAUUUUAUGAAGUCUCUGUCAGAUUGAAGAAAGGAGUUCCUUCAAUUACAGCAGAAAUAAGUCGAAUUGACGCUUAUAAAGACCAAGCGAACUGCAUCGCGCGCACCUACCCCUUACAUCGUAAGUAUUGUUAUUGUUCGACCACCUCGUCUUCCUAAGGGAAAGAAGAAAUGUUUCUUAAUUUUGAGGUACUUGACUACCUGUAAAAACUGCAACCUUCAAUCAAAGAUAUCACAGAAUAGUCCUUUUUACAGUUCUGGGCUUGGCGGCCAAGCAGUUGAACAGAAGUGAGGCUUAGGGUGACCUUGUUAUGAUAGAGAUAUUGCUGUUUUUAAAUGCAAAUUACU